UAAAUAUGUAUGUCAUGAAUACAGUGUACGCAAUCCAUAUUAUGUUCAUCACACGCGUGUCUAUUGUAGCGAAUUCACAUCAAGUAUGAGUGGGGCUCCCAGUAGCUCGCGAACACCAAGUUCGGUCACGCAGACACAAGUUGAAACACUGACUCAAACGCAGACUCAAACAAACACACAGACACAGACUGACAGUGCCUUUGUCCUGGACUUGCACAAUCAAGAGGGUGAACGUUCUGUGAGUUGGACCAGUGACACUGUCGACAACGAGCUGAUGAACAGAAAGAAGUCCAAAAAAUGCUGCAUAUUUCAAAAGCAAAGGGCCUUCGAUGAGAGCUCGACAGAAAGUGACAGUAGUUCAGAGAGCGAUGGAGGACCGGUACAUGGUGAUGAUGGCGGCAAAAAGAAAAAGAAAACGAAGCAUACGGUACGCAAACAAUGUAAGCACACGACCGGUAAUACGUACGAGCCGGAUGGUGGUACUCCAGCGACGUGAUAGUCGAGGAAAGAUGACGAAAGAUAUCGCUUUUCUUCCGUCAGUCAGGAAGUAGUUUUAAAGUAAAAUAGACCACGCUGUGUGAUAAUUGUCCACAUAUGUUAACAUAGUGUUCUUUUACCUGUAUAGAUGUUGGGGUAAUUGUAAGGUGAUCUACGCUUGAACACGCGAGAAUGCCAUAUUCGUGAAUAUAGAUAGAAAAAGCUGUGUGCAUUUACAUCGAAAGAUGUAUAGUAUUCGCUUGCGUACAGCUCUACAUCUAUUCGCGUACAGCUCUAUAUCUAUUCUUAUGUAUAUAUAGAAGCGUACAGCUCAUUUAUUGUAUAUAAUAC
Molecule: messenger RNA, 828 nt
Organism: Sphaeroforma arctica JP610
Lineage: Eukaryota; Ichthyosporea; Ichthyophonida
Exons: 2
Coding region: 86-496 (136 amino acids)
Cellular component (GO): nucleus
Molecular function (GO): protein phosphatase 1 binding; protein serine/threonine phosphatase inhibitor activity
Source: RefSeq, a predicted model, not a curated record